Molecule: messenger RNA, 3607 nt
Organism: Leucoraja erinaceus (little skate)
Lineage: Eukaryota; Metazoa; Chordata; Chondrichthyes; Rajiformes; Rajidae
Gene: usp3
Product: ubiquitin specific peptidase 3
Exons: 15
Coding region: 341-1915 (524 amino acids)
Biological process (GO): protein deubiquitination
Cellular component (GO): cytoplasm
Molecular function (GO): cysteine-type deubiquitinase activity; zinc ion binding
Source: RefSeq, a predicted model, not a curated record
UGCUUAAUCGCAGCCAAACCCUUCUGUCUCUCGCUCUCCCAUCCCCAUUAACAAUAAAGCCUGUAUCCAGCCACCCUCCUUUCCUCUCUAUCUCUCUCUCGUUCCCCGGUCAGCAGGCAGGCAGGCAGGCCGGCGGGCGGGGGAUGAGGCCAGGCUGCAAGGCACGGACUAGGCCCGAGAAGAUGGCGUCGUGAGGCGGAGCCCGCUGGCCGCCUGUUCCGUGCUCUCCUCCUCCUCCCCUUCCUGCCCGCCCCCCCCCCUCCCCUCCCUCUUCCCCCGCCUCCUCCUUCCUCCACACCGAGCCUCUGCACCGAGACUGCCGCUUUCCAGCUCCCUGAACAUGGAGUGCCCCCACUUGGCGACCAGCGUCUGCAUCGUGCCGGAUUCCACCAAGUUCCCCAACGGGUCGCCGUCCUCCUGGUGUUGUGCCGUUUGUCGCUCCAACAAAAGUCCUUGGGUGUGUCUGAUGUGUUCAAGUGUUCACUGUGGAAGAUAUGUGAAUGGGCAUGCCAAGAAACACUAUGAAGAUUCCCAGAUUCAUUCCAACAAUGUCAAAAAAUCAGAAAAGCAUGAAAAGGAGAAGCUGCAGCAUGCAGUAUGUAUGGAUUGCAGCAGUUACAGCACCUACUGUUAUAGGUGCGAUGAUUUUGUGGUAAACGACACGAAGAUGGGUCUGGUGCAGAGAGUCCGAGAGCAUCUGCAGAACUUGGAGAAUUCAGCAUUUUCAGCAGACAGACACUGCAAAAGAAAGCUGAUGGAAAGUUCAUCCAUAAACAGCAAGUAUUUGAAGCUUAAUGGAGGAACCUCUGCCAUUUGUGCUACGGGGCUUCGCAAUCUCGGGAACACUUGUUUUAUGAAUGCCAUCCUCCAGUCCCUCAGUAACAUCCAGCAAUUCUGCUGCUAUUUCAAGGAGCUGCCUGCAGUGGAACUGCGUAGUGGUAAAACAGCAGGGAGAAGGACCUAUCACACCAGAAGCCAGGGCGACAAUAGUGUCAGUUCAUUAGUAGAAGAAUUCCGGAAAACACUCUGCGCCUUAUGGCAAGGAAGCCAGACCGCAUUCUGUCCUGAAUCUCUCUUCUAUGUCAUUUGGAAGAUCAUGCCAAAUUUCAGAGGAUAUCAACAGCAAGAUGCGCAUGAGUUUAUGCGAUACUUGUUAGACCAUCUUCACUUGGAGCUUCAGCGAAGCUACAAUGGGAUGACAACUUCAUUUAUUUUGCCAGACAGCUCGAGCAUCUCGUCUUCCAGUAAAUGCUGCAUAAAUGGUGUUUCUACAGUUGUCACAAACAUAUUUGGAGGAAUACUUCAAAAUGAAGUAAACUGUCUAAUAUGUGGAACUGAAUCUCGGAAAUUUGAUCCGUUCCUUGAUCUUUCAUUAGAUAUCCCAAGUCAGUUCAGAAACAAAAGAUCCAAAAACCAGGACAACGGACCAGUAUGUACUCUACGAGAUUGCCUACGAAGUUUCACAGACUUGGAGGAGCUGGAUGAAACCGAGCUGUACAUGUGCCAUAAGUGUAAAAAACGACAGAAGUCCACCAAAAAAUUUUGGAUUCAAAAGUUGCCAAAGGUGCUAUGCUUGCAUCUGAAAAGAUUUCAUUGGACAGCUUAUCUGCGGAACAAGAUAGAUACAUAUGUAGAGUUCCCUCUGCAGGCUCUAGAUAUGAAGUGCUUCUUAUUGGAGCCUGAGAACAGUGGUCCUGAGUGCUGUCUGUACGACCUGGCAGCAGUGGUGGUGCAUCAUGGUUCAGGAGUUGGUUCCGGUCAUUACACUGCGUAUGCAACCCACGAAGGUCGCUGGUUCCACUUCAAUGACAGUACUGUUACAUUGACUGAAGAAGAAACUGUAGUGAAGGCCAAGGCCUACAUCUUGUUCUAUGUGGAGCGCCAGACCAAAUCAGGACCGGGCACCAAACUUUAAUGCAACCUAACAUUUUUUUUAUAUGCCAGCGUUUCCCUGCAAAUACUGAAUUGAAAUGCGCACAAACAGUUCUACAUUUCCACAAGUACUUGAUAGUUCAAGACUUCUUUUCAUCUUGCACUUUUAAAUCGCUGAUGAGAAUUGUGUUCAUUGCACCAUUACCGCAAUGGUGGGCACCUGGUCCAGUUUUAGCCUGUCACAGAAUAUUUUGAAAUCUGUAGUGGUUGCUGUUAAUCAAGAACUUGGUAGCUCUGACAUUGAAAUUUGAUAUUUUAAAAUGGCUUCUUUAGUGUAAACUGUAGGGUAGCAUUGGUUGCCUCCAAGGUGCAUUUACAGCUGGGUUCAAGCAAACCUCUCGCAAAACAUCAUGAUUCGCGACUUCCAGAUUUAAUCAGCAUUCAGCUCGAGUUUCAGCAGUCAAAAUCUCUGGGAGAAUGAUUUGAGUAACUACACAAGACUAAUAAGCAACUGUGUGGGUCGGUUACUCGAGGGUUCUUUUUUAGCAGGCUGCUAUUAUUUUCUUUGCUCCUUCAAACAAGUACUGUGUAGACAUGGGCUUGAGUAUUAUCAGAUACGUAAAGUGUAAAUACACCUUGACUUUGCAGUGCUAUACCUUGUGCACUUGUAUCUGCCCAAGAAUUUUUUUUUAAUUGAAAAUCGAUCACUGUCUAAUUUUUGUUGCCAUUUUUCAUGCAACCAUUGUAAACACUGGUAACCCAGAGCAAAGGCAAACUGCUCCACACUUGCUUAUGUUGCACAAUUCAAUUUAUGUUUUUACAUUUUAGUUUGGGUAUUCAUCUUUGAUUUUUUUUUAAAGGCGUCAUUUUCCUGAUGCAUCGCUAGACACUAUUGAAUCUUUCAGAAAAACAAACGAGUUUUGUUUUAAAAAAAAUAAAAAAUGAUGGAGCAAAAAAUAAACGGAACUGAAAACAAAAUUGGACUCUGGUUUAUCCCAAUACUUUGCUGGGCAGAGUAGGGUUUCUGUUCAGCUGUCCGUAUCACUCGGUGGCGAUGGAUUGCUAAGGUUUAAUUAGAAACAGGCUGGGAAGAAAGGCUUGUAAUCUGCAGUUUUUACACGAUGAAGAGAAGUGAAAAAAGAUGCCAGGCUACAACAGAGGAGACUGGCAGAAUGGCGCAUCCGUAACACGCUUGUGUUCACAACUUGAAACCGUGGGCGACAGCUGCACACACGCAAAAUGGGUAUAUUUUCAUGCCAGAAUGAAGCCUUUUUUGUCAAAGGAACGUUAUCAUUAAUCCUGUUAUGGUGGCCUAAGUAGUGUUUUGGAACUGAAUGUUUAAAUUGCGUAAUGAUAUGAAGUGGUGUAUUUGCAUGUGGAUGUUGUGUAACAGGGCGGCAACAGUGGAAGCAGCAGCCAGCAGAAACGUUCAACACCAACCGGUCUUUUAAAUGUGAAAACACCCACUAAACUUGAAUCUGACUUUUAAAACUGUACAAACUUAUUUAAAUGUUAAUGUUUUUGGUUGCAAAAUAUGAACUGACAUCGUAAUAACAUGAGAUUUAUUCAGUUUCAACCCCACAACAAACCUGAUUGUAUAUGUACUACUAUGGCUGCUUAUAAUGGUAUGUAUAUUAGUAAAUGUUCAUGUAUUGUUUCACUGAUAGUAAAGUGCAAUGUUAAUGAUGCAAAACUUUGCAUUUUGUCUUCAAUUAUAAACCUUUUCAUAAACUCA